GGGGCAAAAACCCCUCAAUAAUCCUUUUGGUACUCGUUUCGCUUUACAAUCCGCCACCGGAAACUGGAAUUUGCCGUCGGAAUCUGUUGGAUCUGAACCCCUGCUAACGAACGUUGUGCAAGCUCUAGCCUGACUUCUCCAUCAUUGGAAUUUAUGCAAACUUUUAUCAAACUUAAUCAGGAGAAACCGUCCAUUGUUCCGUUGAUCCAGACAUGAGCUAUCGAAGGGACAAUCGUGCAUCUAGAACCGCUUUAUUUGAUAACCUUGAUGGCAUUGAGGAGGGGGGUCUCAGGGCUUCUUCCUCAUAUUCCGGUAAUAUAGAUGAGCAUGAAAAUGAAAAAUCUUUAAAUAGCUUGCAAGACAGAGUCGUCUUUCUAAAGAGACUGACUGGCGAUAUACAUGAGGAGGUGCAGAGUCAUAACCGUAUGCUGGACCGAAUGGGAAAUGGGAUGGAUUCGGCAAGGGGGAUCAUGUCAGGAACUAUGGAUAGGUUCAAGAUGGUGUUUGAAAAGAAAUCAAGUCGAAAAACAUGUAAACUUGUGACAUACUUUGUUCUCUCUUUCUUCAUCAUAUACUACUUGUUCAGGUUCCUCAUGUACUAUUUGUAUGGUUAGAAGUAGAGAUUCAUAAUUGAGAGAGAGGUGUAUUGCUUUUGCAACAAAAGCUAGUGAUGAAGGUAUAUUUAUAUAUAUACAUACUUUGGAAAAUCCCAAGGCGAAUGUGAGAUUCAUUUCUGGUUGUAAUACAAGAAUAAGCAAAAAAGGACUUUUCUCUUGUCUUAUUAUCA
Cynara cardunculus var. scolymus (artichoke) is the source of this 787-nucleotide messenger RNA. Its product is annotated as bet1-like SNARE 1-2. The coding region runs from base 213 to 614 and encodes 133 amino acids. Lineage: Eukaryota; Viridiplantae; Streptophyta; Magnoliopsida; Asterales; Asteraceae. The record is from RefSeq and is a predicted model, not a curated record. The transcript has 6 exons.